AUGGCUGAGGAGUACAUCUGUCCCAGGUGUGAGUCUGGCUUUAUAGAGGAGGUAACAGAAGAUUCCAGUCUGCUAGAGGGUGGCGCUAACGGGACAGAUGACACAGCCACACAGUUUGCAGAGCAGCUGUGGCACCUGUUGUUUGUAGAGAGGCCUUUCACAGUGGAUGGUGACAGUCCAGACUCAGAGCCCCGGGUCCCUGGUGGAGGGGUUGGGGUAGGAGCAGGGGGGUUAGGUCUGGGGGGGCUGGGAGGGCUAGGAGGCCUGGGAGGAGGUCCUAUUGGAGGGUCAGUCCCUGCUGGGCUAGGAGGACCCCUGGGGGGUCCUCUGGGAGGGGGGGAACACUGGGGGCCCGGUCGCCCCCCUCGCCUGCACAGUCAGCGGAGGUACCGCUCCAGAGGGAGCAGCAGACCUGACCGCUCGCCUGCCGUAGAGGGGAUAGUACAACAGUUUCUGGCUGGUCUAUUUGCCAACUCUGGAGUUCCUGGCUCACCUCCCCUCUCUUGGACGGGUAUGUUACACUCUAACCCAGGGGACUAUGCUUGGGGACAGGGGGGACUGGACGCAGUCAUCACACAGUUGUUAGGUCAGUUUGAGAACACGGGCCCUCCUCCUGCAGAGAAAGAGAAGAUCUCCUCCAUUCCUACAGUCAACGUGUCUCAGGAUCAAGCAGACUGCAGUAUGGAGUGUCCGGUGUGCAAGGAGGACUUUGCAGUGGGAGAGCCCGUCAGACAGCUACCCUGCAACCACUUCUUCCACUCAGACUGUAUAGUACCCUGGCUGGAAAUGCACGAUACGUGUCCUGUGUGUAGGAAGGGGUUGAAUGGAGAAGACAGCAACACCCAGAACCCCCCAGAAUCCCCCUCUCUAAACACGGACCCCCGCACACAGGAGAGAUGGUCCUUCUGA
This is a messenger RNA of Salvelinus fontinalis (brook trout), 909 nucleotides long. RefSeq names its product E3 ubiquitin-protein ligase RNF115-like. Gene Ontology annotation, molecular function: ubiquitin protein ligase activity. NCBI's taxonomy places the organism in Eukaryota, Metazoa, Chordata, Actinopteri, Salmoniformes, Salmonidae. Gene Ontology annotation, biological process: ubiquitin-dependent protein catabolic process; positive regulation of DNA-templated transcription; protein ubiquitination. Gene Ontology annotation, cellular component: nucleoplasm; cytoplasm. The record is from RefSeq and is a predicted model, not a curated record. The transcript has 9 exons. Bases 1 to 909 code for a protein of 302 amino acids.